Messenger RNA from Blastomyces dermatitidis ER-3, 1392 nucleotides. RefSeq names its product cell division cycle 20-like protein 1, cofactor-APC complex. Gene Ontology annotation, cellular component: membrane. NCBI's taxonomy places the organism in Eukaryota, Fungi, Ascomycota, Eurotiomycetes, Onygenales, Ajellomycetaceae. The transcript has 2 exons. The coding region runs from base 1 to 1392 and encodes 463 amino acids. The record is from RefSeq and is a predicted model, not a curated record.
AUGGACGCAGCAACGCGGCGGGUAUUAUCGAGCGGCGUGCGGUUGCACCUGCCAAACCACCUACUAAUAUCCAGAGCCGCUUCCCGCUCCUUCAUUCCCGCAACCGCCACACUCCCCUCCACUACCAGCUCACUGUCCUCCUCUUCCUCGCCCAGACCCCGCGUAUCAACAUGUCCCAACCAAACUCGACACUUCACAAACACUCCCCGCCCCCUUGCGGGCGAAAAUUCCUUUGGCUUCCCCUCCAGCGCUCAACCGGGGCCAACCACCUACUUCUCACACAGACAAUCACUGCCCAUGAACACGGUGAUCAGGUUCGUGCCACAGCAGACCGCGUGGAUUGUGGAGCGCAUGGGGAAGUUUAAUCGGAUUCUCGAGCCCGGGUUGGCGAUCCUAGUGCCGUUUUUGGACCGUAUCGCGUACGUUAAGAGUUUGAAGGAGGCGGCGAUUGAGAUUCCGAGUCAGAACGCGAUUACAGCGGAUAACGUUACUUUGGAGUUGGAUGGUGUGUUAUAUACGAGGGUGUUUGAUGCUUAUAAGGCUAGCUACGGGGUGGAGGAUGCGGAAUACGCCAUUUCGCAACUUGCACAGACUACAAUGCGAUCAGAAAUUGGCCAACUUACUCUGGAUCAUGUGCUGAAGGAGCGUGCAACGCUCAACACGAAUAUUACGCAGGCGAUCAACGAGGCUGCGCAGGACUGGGGUGUUGUUUGUCUUCGAUAUGAAAUCCGAGAUAUCCAUGCCCCCGACGGCGUGGUUGCCGCUAUGCACCGCCAAGUCACCGCGGAGAGGUCCAAGCGAGCCGAAAUCCUGGAGUCCGAGGGUCAGAGACAGAGUGCCAUUAACAUCGCGGAGGGCCGCAAGCAGUCCGUCAUCCUUGCCUCCGAGGCCCUUCGGAGCGAGCAGAUUAACAUGGCCACGGGUGAGGCGGAAGCGAUCAUGCUCAAGGCCGCUGCAACGGCGAAGGGGAUUGAUGCUGUGGCCAAAGCCAUGCGGGACGGCCAGGAGAAUGCCCAGGGUGCCGUCAGUCUGAGCGUUGCCGAGAAAUAUGUCGAGGCCUUCUCGAAGCUGGCGCGCGAGGGCACCGCUGUUGUUGUUCCUGGGAAUGUCGGGGAUAUUAGUGGUAUGAUUGCCAGUGCCAUGGCCGUCUAUGGGAAGGUGAACGAAGGGCAAGUUAAGGCUAUGGCUGCAAAAGCGAUUGGGGCACGGGAGCAGGGAUCACAAGAAGACGGUGGAGAAGGCGAGGAAGGGUCCAAGAAGAGGACGAGGGCCGGGGAGCUGACGCAGAAUCACUUCGGAGACACCGCUAAAAACAUUCCUGCGCCGCCAGGGGACGUUGCGGAUAGUGUGCUUGAGGGAUUCGAGCAAACGAGUCAGCGGAGAAAGUCGUGA